Molecule: messenger RNA, 937 nt
Organism: Seriola dumerili (greater amberjack)
Lineage: Eukaryota; Metazoa; Chordata; Actinopteri; Carangiformes; Carangidae
Exons: 6
Coding region: 56-745 (229 amino acids)
Cellular component (GO): plasma membrane
Molecular function (GO): transmembrane signaling receptor activity
Source: RefSeq, a predicted model, not a curated record
CAGAGGCAGUUCUCUCGCAGUUUAUUGAUUAUUCUCCAUCAGGAUCAGAAUCAGAAUGAAUAUCCAUCGUGUUCUGAUGUUCUGCUUCUUAUCAGCACUUUGUGAUGGAGACACCGGGCUCAUCAAUACAAACACGUUGGUCCGUGCUGAAGGAGAAAGUGUCAUGGCCGCAUGCCCCUUCACUCUCUCUGGAAGGAAGAAGUUCCUCUGUAAGGACGAAUGUAAAGCAGGAGACAUUCUCAUUGAAACCAAAGGCAGCGUAGCUCAGAGAGGCAGAUACACCAUCAAAUAUAAAGAAGGAGCUUUUCCAGUAUCUUCUACAUAUCUCUAUGUGAGCAUCACACAGCUGACCAAGUCGGACUCAGGACGCUACAGGUGUGGUUUGGAAAGACCUUUCUUACCUGAUUCAUACUGGGAGUUUGAGAUCAGGGUCACAGACGCGCCGAUUUUCCCUGAGAGCGUCAAGCAGCCUGAACAGCAGCAGCAGGCGGAGGAAGCAGCUGCAGCUACAGUUAAAGUCUCUCAUCCAGGUUACAUCCUGCCUUUGGUUUUAUUUGUCACUGUGCUGUUUGCUGCUGUUGUGUUGCUCCUCUACACGUGGAAGACGAGGAGGGAGUCUGAUGGUCGGACUACCAGGGGGCAGUCAGACCACAGAAACACGGAGUUUGCCACCCGUGAGAAGUGUGCCCCAGUCUCCCCAGCUGCAGCUGAAGCCAGUCGAGAUCGAAGCUACUGCAACCUCUAACCUUUCAUUUUUGCACAAUAACAGCAACACAUGUUGAGAAGAAGUGUUCUUCUUUAUCAUUAUUAUCUUAUAUUUUACUUCAUUGUACUUUGCAAAAAUAGCCUUAUCUUAUCUGGUUAAAAUAUUUUUCAGUAAAUUCCCAAAAUGAUGGUAAAACAGCAUCAUGUUUUAUUUUUGGCAUAUUCUGUACUU